AGGUGGUUGCAUAGCAAGAUUGCUGUUUUUCCCUCUCUUCUUAGGGUGCUUGCAUGGUCCAAAAUUCUUCCGGACUGAGAUUCCUGUGACGAUACUGACUUGCCUGUUGGGGCUUACUAAUGGCUACCUAACCAGUGUAUUGAUGGUUCUGAUUCCUAAAAUUGUAAAGUUGCAGCAUGCAGAGACCGCAGGGAUUGUGAGUGUAUUAUUCUUAGUUAUUGGUCUGGCUGCUGGAUCUGUUAUAGCUUGGUUUUGGGUCAUCUGACCAAGCAAUUUGUGUUAAUUUGGAGACUCUGGUACGUCUCUUGUGGCUUCCACUCAAUCAGAAGUCAAAACUAGGAUGAAUUUCCUUAA
Messenger RNA from Cajanus cajan (pigeon pea), 354 nucleotides. The record is from RefSeq and is a predicted model, not a curated record. NCBI's taxonomy places the organism in Eukaryota, Viridiplantae, Streptophyta, Magnoliopsida, Fabales, Fabaceae.